Molecule: messenger RNA, 1053 nt
Organism: Apis florea (little honeybee)
Lineage: Eukaryota; Metazoa; Arthropoda; Insecta; Hymenoptera; Apidae
Gene: sturkopf
Product: lipid droplet associated hydrolase sturkopf
Biological process (GO): lipid storage
Cellular component (GO): lipid droplet
Molecular function (GO): lipase activity
Source: RefSeq, a predicted model, not a curated record
GUAAAAAACAUAUUAAUAUAAAAAUAGUAAAAAUACAAAAUGCAAUGUGCUAUGUUAAAUUGGAAUGGUGUACCUACUCAAGUGAUUACAGAAGGUCGCUGGGUAGAAGAAGGUUUUUCAAAUUAUGGAAAAAGAGAAGUAGUGAUUAUUAUUCCUGGUAAUCCUGGUCUUGCAGAAUUUUAUAAAGGAUUUAUAAAAACUGUAAAGUCAAAACUUCCUACUGAAGUACCUGUAUGGGUAAUUUCACAUGCAGGUCAUGUACAACCACCAAGCAAUUUAGCAAUUACUAUGCCAAGUAAUUCAAAUUGGACUGAAUAUUAUAGUUUAACGACACAAGUGCAACACAAGAUAGAUUUCAUAAAAAAAUAUGUACCAGAAGAUGUGAAAAUACAUCUUAUUGGACAUUCAAUAGGAUGUUGGAUUAUUUUAAACAUGUUAAAAGACGACUUCAUUGCUAAAAAAGUUACAAAAUGUUAUUUAUUAUUUCCAACCAUAGAAAAUAUGGAUAUAAGCGAUAAUGGAUGGUGGUUUACUAAAGUAGUAUCACGAAUUGCAUUUUUCUUACUUUUCUGUGCUUGGAUUAUUUCAAAUCUUCCAUAUUGUUUACAAGUUUUUAUUAUUAGUAUAGCUGGAAUAUUAUAUAGAAUUCCAUUCAAAUAUAAUAAUGUAAUACUUAAUAUGUUAAAUCCUUACUCUUUGGAAAGAAUAAUUAAAAUGGCAAGAGAAGAAAUGAUAAAAGUAAAAGAAAGAGAUGAUGAUAUAAUUUCAAAGUGUGCAAAUAAAUUAUGGUUUUAUUAUGGCAAUUGUGAUGGUUGGGUACCAAUUAAAUAUUAUAAAAAUUUGAAAUCUAAUCACCCUUAUAUUAAUGCGGAACUCUGUAAGCAUGGUUAUCAUCAUAGUUUUGUUUUACAAUAUGAUAAAGAAAUUGGAAAUAUUGUUGGUAAUUUAAUUAGUGAAAAUAUAUCAUAAUUUUAAAAUGAGAUAUUUAAUUAACUAAUUAAUAAAAUUAAUAUUUAAUAAAUAUGUAGAAAAUACAUAGAAUAAUAAAUUUUA